ACACCCUCUGUUGGCCAAACGGAAAACCUACCCCGAUUUCCCUCCAUACUGGUCUCUAAUCUCUAUCACUCACAUAACCAGAGAUUCUCGUGAAAAUAAAAUCCUUUCUACUUCCUUCGAUCCUGUGAAAAGUUUCAACUGCACGAGUUUCCUCAGUCUUAAUUGUCAGUCUCGUUCCCUCUCUUCGUGUGAGUUAGGAUCCAAAUCCAAUAGUCCGACGGACGGAGCAUCAUGAAGUACAGGUACGCAAUGGUGUGUUCGUCGAACCAGAAUCGGAGUAUGGAGGCUCACUCCCUGUUUAAGAGGCAGGGCUUCGACGUAUCUUCCUACGGCACCGGAUCUCACGUCAAGCUCCCUGGACCUUCCAUCAGAGAACCUAAUGUCUACGAUUUUGGUACCCCGUACAAGCAGAUGUUCGAUGAUCUCAGGCGCAAAGAUCCCGAACUUUACAAGCGUAAUGGCAUAUUGCCAAUGCUGAAGAGGAAUAUAGGAGUCAAAUCAGCACCACAACGUUGGCAAGAUAAUGUUGCUGAUGGUUCCUUUGAUGUGGUAUUAGCAUUUGAAGAGAAGGUUUAUGACAUGGUCAUUGAAGACCUCUUUAUUCGAGAUCACGCCCUUAUGAAAAGUGUGUUGAUAAUCAACUUGGAGGUGAAAGAUAACCAUGAGGAGGCAGCUGUAGGUGCUCGUCUUGCCUUAGAGCUCUGCCAGGAGGUUGAAGCAGCUGAAUCAUGGGAGGAUUCAAUUGAUGAGAUUGUGACUAAUUUUGAGAACAAGCACCGUCGGAAGGUGUUGUAUAACAUUUCUUUCUACUGAAAGAUUUACCCCAAAUACACCAAUAGAAUCAUAACACUAUAGUUUCCCAUUCUUCCUUAUAAUGUCUGCAACCGAUUGCUUAUUUCCAACCCUUGAGAAUGUAUGAUUAUUAUAUUAAUUAACACUUUUAGCUCAAGGAAGUCGAAUGUUAUUGAUAAAGUUCUGGUUUGUUAUGCUGGCAUGAACUUAUGCACUCUGACGAAUAAACUAUUCUUCAGAAUUUGUAUGCAUCAGAAUUUUCUUUUCAUUGAA
Messenger RNA from Tripterygium wilfordii, 1065 nucleotides. Its product is annotated as RNA polymerase II subunit A C-terminal domain phosphatase SSU72-like. The transcript has 4 exons. Gene Ontology annotation, molecular function: RNA polymerase II CTD heptapeptide repeat phosphatase activity. The coding region runs from base 232 to 813 and encodes 193 amino acids. The record is from RefSeq and is a predicted model, not a curated record. NCBI's taxonomy places the organism in Eukaryota, Viridiplantae, Streptophyta, Magnoliopsida, Celastrales, Celastraceae. Gene Ontology annotation, biological process: termination of RNA polymerase II transcription. Gene Ontology annotation, cellular component: nucleus; mRNA cleavage and polyadenylation specificity factor complex.